UCUUGGAUUCUUGUUCAGCACAUCAAAUUUCUUCAAAUCAGUUUAUAUUACGCGGCCAUUUUUAGAAAAACAACGCGUUAUUUGUCGUUCUAUAAUUAUUGUUAUACUCGUCAUUUAUUAGAGAACAUAAUUUACCUUAUUUUAUUCUUGCAACUGGACUGAAAUUAAUAAAAUCAUGCUGCUCAAAAUCCAGGAGACUGGCAUGUGCCAUAUUUUGAUUUCUUUAACUCGAGACCGCUCGACUACCUGUAGGAUUGCAAUAAGAGCGUAAGGGAGCUGAAACCCGGGAGGAGGUAAUGCGCAUCUGUAUAAUGUGACAGUAGUCGGUUUCUUAGACUCACUCGAUCGGUCAUCUCUGUGAAUAUUUGUUUUGUGAACCUUAAAUUAUACCCGUUACACCUGACUAAGACAAUCUGAUGGAACCACCAUAUCUCAAGGAUCGACUACACCACGUUGUUUUCGAAGAGGCGUUGAUGCUCUCCAUUUAUCCUUCGAAUCCAGCUGAAGAUGCGCAGACAAUGGGGACAGUUCCGGCUUGCUACAUUUGAAUCAUUUGAAUGUCUAACAUUCAUAUACCAUUCGUGACUGGAUUCGUGGGAUCAUAUACAGCAAUAGUUAACGAACCUGGUGCAAAGCAGUCUGCAAUCUUCCGGAUGAUCGUUUUUGCAUGAGUGUGCAGAGUGACUAAUCGUACCUGGACUUAAAAAAUAGACGAUGAGGAUGAAUCAAACAACAGUUUGCUUUGAGCUUCCAACGUGCGCUCUGUAGUAAAGUUGCAGUGGCCGAACUACAGCAGUGCUAUAUGAAGAUCAGGAUCCAAGGGCUGGUUUGCCGUCGCAGAAAUGCCAGUUCGUGCCGUGACUUCCCGGUUCAUGUACAGGGGACUUUGCUCAAUUCCUGAUCUUCUCUCUUACCGGACUCCCAUCAGCCUCCCAGAGGAUGAAGUGGAGGAGAUCCGCGAAGCCUUUAAGGUGUUUGACCGUGAUGGGAAUGGAUUCAUCUCUAAACAGGAGCUGGGAAUUGCCAUGCGGUCUCUUGGUUACAUGCCAAACGAGGUGGAGCUGGAAGUGAUCAUUCAAAGACUGGACACGGAUGGUGAUGGUCAAGUAGAUUUCGAGGAGUUUGUAACACUUCUCGGACCAAAACUGUCUUCUGCUGGUAUGCCUGAUAGGUUCCAUGGAGCCGAGUUUGACUCCAUUUUCUGGAAGUGUGACAUGCAAAAGCUGACUGUGGAUGAGCUGAAGAGACUCUUGUAUGACACGUUCUGUGAUCAUCUGACAAUGAAAGACAUCGAGAACAUUAUCAUGACAGAGGAGAGUCACUUAAACAGCCCCGAGUGCCAAGUAGAUAUUGACACAAGCCCCAUGCAACAAGUCAAGCACACGUGUGUGCGGAAAAGCUUGAUUUGUGCCUUUGCAAUCGCAUUUAUCAUCAGCGUCAUGCUCAUCGCAGCCAAUCAGAUGCUUCGAAGAGGGAUGAAGUGAUCGCUUCUGUUUCUAACACAACAAAUGACUGGCAACAGGUAAAAAUGCAAAAAAACACUAAAUUCAGUUUCUAAUGAUCCCAGUUUAAAAAUAACACCAAAGUCUGCGCUCUCAUUUCCCUAUAAACUGAAGGUAAAAUCAGACUGUUCUUAGCUGGCAGAAGAACGAUGUCCCAAAAGCCCAAAACAAUUUAAUUCAAAUGUCAUUUUUGUGUAGAAAUAAAUCAAGAGCAACACUGAUAAUUAUCAUUGUACUAUAUUAAUUAUAUUAUUAUAUCAGGUCAUGUUACCCUGUAGUAAUAAAAAGCAUCUGUUAUAACACUGAACAUAAUAGAAA
This is a messenger RNA of Triplophysa dalaica, 1820 nucleotides long. RefSeq names its product calcium binding protein 7b (gene cabp7b). The record is from RefSeq and is a predicted model, not a curated record. Lineage: Eukaryota; Metazoa; Chordata; Actinopteri; Cypriniformes; Nemacheilidae. Bases 843 to 1484 code for a protein of 213 amino acids. The transcript is spliced from 5 exons. Gene Ontology annotation, molecular function: calcium ion binding.